AUGCUCACCUACUCUCCACCGCCCGCAGUGAUUUGCGCUGAGAAUAUCGCCCUACUCUAUCUCCUCCAUUCGGUCCCAGUCCCACCUUCCUGCAAUGAGAUCAAGAAGCCUCCAUCUCGCCAAGGGGGCUAUUCAUCGUCAUUUGUCCAGGAGCGAGACUUAGCUAGCACAUUAGCCUUCCUCUCUUAUACCGAAGAUGACCCCAACCAUAUACCAGCCCUCUGCGUUGAGGAGAACCCUAAGUUGAUGUCGCUAGAUGUUGUAGUGGCUGUGAACAAGAAAAAUGAGGCAGAUGGUAACGAGGCCCUCCAAAAUAUAGAGCAGAAUCUCGAGAAGAUCUUCACAAUUCUGUCGGAGAUCUCACAAGAGAGAGACAACAACCGAGCUAUAGAACACCAAAUCUUCAAUGCAAUCAUUUCCAUAUAUUCCCAUCGCGUUCUAAGUCGUCUAAGAUUCAUGGCUAAAACACGGGGUACUCCUAGACAGCCCCUCAGGGUUGUUUUAGGCGAAGCUAUCAAUUCCCUCAAGCAAGUCAAUCAUCAAACUCUGAGCAGCCUACCCUUUAGCUUAUUCAUAGAAAGAGCCAAAGAUGUCAUUAGACUAGCUGACGCAUGGGCUAAGCAUCAGAAGUCGGCGGAGUUAGGAAAUCUGGUGGAAGGCAUCUACCAGUUGAAGCAGACUGGAGAUGUUCAAGCCCUGCUAGGCUCGAUACCAAAUCGUGCAAUGGGCCCAAGUUCAAGGCAAAACCUGUUCAACAUUAUUAAGAAAGUGUCGAGAUAUCGAGAAGCUGCACGAUUUUUGUAUCGUACAGCCAAAAAGAUUCCCUUGCUGCGGCGAGCGAAAGUGGUUAUCGCCAGUCUGCCCAAAGAGGCUUUCGAUCGAAUUUCGGACGAAAACUAUACUCCACAGCUCACGUCGACGAUCUCAAGAAUGAACACGAAUUGCCAAGGGCCAGUCGUCCGCCACCUCUGUCGUCUCCUGAACACGAGUGGUCCACAGCUGAAUGAUCAGUUUGCUGAUCAAACAAGGAAAACGAUGCGGGAGGCCAAGAUACAUGCAGAAAUUCAGCUUGUCUUCCAUUAUGAGCUGAACUUUUCGAGGUUACCGCCACGUGUCGUUUGUUCCAGCAAGGAUGCAUGCUUUCUGUGUAAUGCUUUCAUUCUGAUGCAUGGGAAAAUGCACACACCUCGAUACCAUGGGCGAUUGUAUCCUGGAUGGAGAUUGCCACUGAUGUCUGAUCUUAACGAUUUGGAUAUACGACUCAAUUCGGCAUUAGAAGAUCAGAUUAAAGAUAGCCUAAAGACACUGCUAUCAAGACAGAAGAAGACCAUGGUUUGUCACAGGCCAGUAGCGUUGUCGCGAGCGAAACGCAAUUUCACACUGCAGAUGAGCUUGAGAUUCACAUCGAGUACAUCGCAGAAAUGA
Exserohilum turcica Et28A is the source of this 1425-nucleotide messenger RNA. RefSeq lists its product as uncharacterized. The transcript has 3 exons. The record is from RefSeq and is a predicted model, not a curated record. Bases 1 to 1425 code for a protein of 474 amino acids. Lineage: Eukaryota; Fungi; Ascomycota; Dothideomycetes; Pleosporales; Pleosporaceae.